Molecule: messenger RNA, 917 nt
Organism: Limulus polyphemus (Atlantic horseshoe crab)
Lineage: Eukaryota; Metazoa; Arthropoda; Merostomata; Xiphosura; Limulidae
Exons: 3
Coding region: 201-905 (234 amino acids)
Source: RefSeq, a predicted model, not a curated record
GAGAAGGCAUUGAGUGUUGUGUUUCCAGAUGAUUAGUUGAUCUGUCCGGGUAGUUUCGCGUUUGUCCGGAUUUUACCAAGUCCUAUGAAAAUGCGGGAUUUGUCAGUAACAGUAAUAAAUAUAAUAUUAAUAAUCUUUCGUGUAUUUAAGAACAAUUAUUUACUAAAUAGCUCAUAAAAACAGCUUUAAGAGACAAGAUUAUGGAAGACUUAACAUUAGGCCUAACACCACAUUCACCCAACGUUAGACUUAAGCUAGGUGAAGUUGCAAACCUAUCUGAUACAGAUAGUGACAACAUAGGUGAGUUUGAAACUGAAGUAAAAAAAGAUGUUGAAGAAAAUCCAUUCUCAUUUAAAAGUUUUGUGAAGAGAACUUCAUGUAUUAAGAAAGGAGAGACUCACAGAAAGAAGGAUAUGUCUGUGGAUAUCUUUCAACUACCACAAGUAUUGGAUGUGAAUAGUUUACCUGAAAUGUCUGCUGUAUUACAUAUACCAAAUGAAACAGAUACAGCAUUUAAGACCGCAAAAAAUGACCUCUUUGAAAUUAAUUCGUUAUCAGAGAACAUAACUUUGCCAACAGAGGGAGCUAGUCCAGCACAAGGGAAGGAAUUUCCUAAUGAAACUUUUGGUGAUGAUGAAAAUUCACAUCUACAUUCUUUAUCCAAUAUAUGGAAAGUUCAAAGUAAAACUUCUACUACCUUACAGCAAAAGAGUAGUUUAACUUUUGAACAGAAGACACAGCCUGUUACUUCAGUUUCCACUAAUACUCCUUUAGAAAGUUUUCAUUCAGUUGUGGUAGACAGUUCAUUACCUUCUAAUGUCAUUGGGUUUAUUGAAGAAAAUAAAGUAGUGAAAAAAAAACUUGAAGAAGCCCAAGAAGAACUGAAAUCCAAAACUAAGAAGUGAGUUACAAGAUAA